Molecule: messenger RNA, 1194 nt
Organism: Tinamus guttatus (white-throated tinamou)
Lineage: Eukaryota; Metazoa; Chordata; Aves; Tinamiformes; Tinamidae
Source: RefSeq, a predicted model, not a curated record
AUGGGCGCCCAGCGCUGCCUGCAGCUGCUCUGCAGCUACUCCACGCCGCAGGUGCUUGUGGUGCGUGACUGGCGCCUGGGUGCCGUGUACCGAAUGCUGCAGCUCCUCGUCCUGCUCUACUUUGUUGGGUACGUGUUCAUCCUCCAGAAGGGCUACCAGGAGUGUGAGACAAGCCCGGAGAGCUCUGUCAUCACCAAAGUCAAGGGUGUGACAGAGUCACCAAGCAAGGUGUGGGAUGUUGGGGACUACGUGGCCCCCCCCGAGGGCGGCAGCACCUUCAGCAUCAUCACCAGAGUGGAGAUCAGCCCUGCCCAGAUGAUGGACACUUGCCCCGAGAGUCUGACAGUCCCAGGUGCCGCGUGUAGCUCCGACCAGAACUGCCCCGCUGGGGACAUGGACGUGCUGGGCCACGGGGAGAAGACAGGGCGCUGUGUGCCCAGCACUGCCGGCCCCGGCAAGAGCUGCGAGAUCCUGGCUUGGUGCCCUGUAGAUGGAAGCAGUGUCAGCGAGUCCCUGGCGCAGAUGGCAGCGCAGUUCACCAUCCUCGUCAAGAACAGCAUCCGCUUCCCCCGCUUCGGCUUCUCCAGGAGCAACAUCCUGACUGCUGAGAGAAGCUACUUGAAGAGCUGCACCUUCAACGCCACCUCCGGCCUCUACUGCCCCAUCUUCAAGCUGGGCUUCAUCGUGGAGCAGGCCGGAGAGGACUUCGCGGAGCUGGCCGAGAAGGGCGGCAUCAUCGGCAUCAUCAUCAGCUGGGACUGUAACCUAGACCUGCCCGGCACUGAGUGCCGGCCCCGCUAUUCCUUCCGCCGCCUCGACGCCAAAGCAGCCUCAGCUGCCCCGGGCUACAACUACAGGUUUGUCAAGGAUUACAGCUGGAAGGGCACCCCCCGGCGGGUGCUGAUCAAGGCCUACGGGAUCCGCAUCGAUGUGAUGGUGCAGGGCCAGGCAGGGAAGUUCAGCCUGGUCCCUACUGCCAUCAACGUGGCCACAGCCCUGACCUCGCUGGGACUGGGCUCCUUCCUCUGCGACUGGAUCUUGCUGAGCUGCAUGAACAAGCAGCGGGUGUACAGCAGCCGCAAAUUUGAGGAGGUAUCGAGAGUGCCCGGCCUGGGAGCCGCCGCCAGGGCAGAGCCCCAGCUGGAGGGAGCCGCGGGGCCAGGCUGCGGCGAUGGGGAGCCAGCCCUGCGCUGA